Messenger RNA from Dufourea novaeangliae, 1576 nucleotides. Its product is annotated as feline leukemia virus subgroup C receptor-related protein 2-like. Gene Ontology annotation, molecular function: heme binding; heme transmembrane transporter activity. NCBI's taxonomy places the organism in Eukaryota, Metazoa, Arthropoda, Insecta, Hymenoptera, Halictidae. Bases 1 to 1524 code for a protein of 507 amino acids. Gene Ontology annotation, biological process: heme export; transmembrane transport. The transcript is spliced from 8 exons. The record is from RefSeq and is a predicted model, not a curated record. Gene Ontology annotation, cellular component: membrane.
AUGGAUCGAUUAGGCUCAUUGGCGUCUAAUAGAGCCGCGAAUCGCGAUAAGAGUAACGAUAACAGGGAGCAUGUAACACGGAUUGUAGCCGAUCGCAAAUGCUUAGGGCAAAUAAGGCGAUCUUGUUUAUUCGUGGAUACAGAUAAAACAAAACAGCCAAUGACGGAGGAGAAAGAAUUGAAGGAGGUAAUGUGCACGAAGUACCCUGUGAAGGUGGUAAAUGGUGGGAAAGGGAAUGAUCCUAAGUUAGUAGAAACAAAAGUGUACAAGAAACGAUGGCUGAUAUUGUUCUUGUUUACAUUGUAUACGGGGAUGAGCACGUUUCAGUGGAUUCAAUACUCUGUGAUCACCAACAUAAUAACCAGGUACUACGGAGUAUCUUCGUUAUCUGUCGACUGGACAGCAAUGUCUUUCAUGGGAUACUACGUAAUUCUUGUCUUUCCUGCAACAUAUCUCAUCGACCGCUGGGGACUCAGGUGGAGUAAUAUCAUAGGCUGUGGAGUCAGUUGCCUUGGAUCGUGGAUAAAAGUUUUGUCCGUCAGUCCUGACAGGUUUUAUGUUACCUUCAUUGGACAUUCCUUAGUCGCUAUUAGCCAGAUUACCGUUCAGACAUUGCCUGGACGUCUAGCAGCGCAAUGGUUCGGCCCAAACCAAGUGUCUACUGCCACAUCUUUAAGCAUUUUCGGCAAUCAAAUGGGAAUAGCCUUAUGUUUCCUGCUAUUGUCACACCUAUUCUGGGGAGUGGCUAUUAUCCUCUCAAUUUCGUUUAUCCUAAUCUUACUACUGUUUGACGACGAUCCGAAGUUACCUCCGAGUACCGCACGAGCUCUGCAAAAAAUAAAACAAAUGGCUGGGAGGGAGAAUUUCAUAACGCCGAUAAAAAGACUAAUUAAAAAUAAAUAUUACAUAUUGCUUUGCAACACAUAUGGAUUGAACGUCGGUGUAUUAAAUGCGGUGGCGACACUAUUCAGUCAAAUAUAUGUUGUGCAUUUUCAGAAUAGUGAGGAAGAUGCUGGUAGAAUCGGUUUGGUUAUGAUUAUUUCGGGUAUGAUAGGUGCUAUCUGUUUCGGAAUCAUUAUCGAUAAAACCCAUAAAUACAAGGAAAUAACAGUGAUUGUGUACUUCUUCUCAUUGUGCGGCCAAAUUUUCUUCGCUGUUUCUACCAAUCUCGAGAUGAGGUGGAUGGUGUAUUUGUCAGCCGUGUUUCUAGGGUUCUUCAUGUUGGCUUACGUAGCUUUGGGAUAUGAAAUGUGCGCAGAGUACACGUAUCCAGAAUCAGAAGGCCUGACGGCAGGAAUUCUGAAUGUGGCUAAUAACAUAUACGGCAUUAUCCUCGUUCUAAUAUUUGGCGAAAUGUUGGAACACUAUGGGGACGCUCCAGUGCAUAUAGGACUAUGCCUGGCGCUUCUGAUUGGUCUUAUCAUGACCGUUUUGACGAAGGACGUACAAAGGCGUCAAGACGCCAAGAAGAGUGUUCGAUACCAAGGAGUCAGUCAAAUCGACACGAACAACCGAGUGCAAUAAACUCGGAGCUACAUAAGUGUAUUCGUAUCGAACACUAUAUUGAUAUUAGAGC